AUGUACUGUGCUUUACUCUGCCGUGCGGCGGAAGUAGUCAGUCUCGGGUCACAGUGUGAGGAGCUGAAGCUCGGCUGUCCUGCCCGGUCCUACCCGGUCCUUCUCGGUCCUGCUGCUCCGUGGUCACCGGUCAGUCCUCUCGGUCCCCCCCAGCAGCUGCCGGACCCCGCGGGCUCUCCUGUUGCCUCUGGCCGCCUGAGAUGCCAGACCCAUGGGUGUGAGUCGCCUGGACGUCUUCUACAGAAGGCUGCUCCUCACGAAGCUCUUCAUCGGAGGAUGGGGGAAACCGGACGAUCUUAA
This is a messenger RNA of Knipowitschia caucasica, 300 nucleotides long. The record is from the annotation of a GenBank genome assembly. NCBI's taxonomy places the organism in Eukaryota, Metazoa, Chordata, Actinopteri, Gobiiformes, Gobiidae.